This is a messenger RNA of Lepidothrix coronata (blue-crowned manakin), 1125 nucleotides long. RefSeq names its product calcium-binding protein P-like. The record is from RefSeq and is a predicted model, not a curated record. Lineage: Eukaryota; Metazoa; Chordata; Aves; Passeriformes; Pipridae. The transcript has 2 exons. The annotation marks the transcript as partial.
CUGCCCACGGAUCUGCCAGACCUUCAACUCCCGAGGGAUUCGGGGCCAAACCUGCAAAUCCCGAGGGAUCUGGGGGCAAAAUCCCACCCGGAGACAGGAGGCGAGAGAGGAAUUCCAGGGGAUUCCAGCCGGGAAUUGCAUCCGCCGAUGGACUCGACGGAUUCAGCCCCGGAAGUCCCAAUCCCGAUGGAUUUGGGGUCGGAAUUCCCUCCGGGGAUGAGGAAGGAGGGAGGAUUUACAGAGAAUUCCGGCCGGGAAUUGCAUCUCCCGAUGGAUUUGGGGUCGGAAUCCCGACCCGCCACGGAAGGGUCCGGAAGCCUCCUGCCCAAUCCCGGCCCGGGAUUCCCUCAGAAUUCCAGGAAUGCCGGGAACUGCCCCCGGAGGAGCAGCAGGAAAACCCAAAUCCUGCCGGAUUCCGGACAGGAAUCCCCGGAAGACACCGGAAAGACCCGGACUCCUCCGGCUGAAGGCUCCGGAAAGCCCCGAAUUCCCCCCAGUUCCAGGGGGGAAUCCCAAGAAAACCCCCGGAAACGCCCCAUUGUCCCGAACUGCGGCCGGGAAACCCCGGGAAACCCUGGGAAACGUCGGAUCCUGGCGGGAAACUCCGGAAAGGUCCAGAUCCCGACGGAAAAAAACUCCUGGAGACCCCAAAUCCCAACGAAUUCCGGCCGGGAACCCCCGGGAAACGCCGGGAGACCGACGGAAAACUCCGGAACCCCCCAGAUUGCGGCGGAAAAGGCCCCGAUUGUUGCGGGUUCCGGUCUGGAAUUCCGGGACCCCGGGCUGGAUUCCCAGGAUCCCGGGCUGGAAUUGCGGGAUCCCAGGCUGGAAUUCCCGGACCCCGGGCUGGAUUCCCGGGAUCCCGGGCGGGAGUCGCGGCUGCCGCAGCUCCGGGGGGUCCUGGCGCGGCUGCGGGUCCCGAUCCGAGCCCCCCCCGGGGGCCCCCCGGGGCUGUACCGGGACCGGGCGGGGGAGGGGCGGCACGUGGUGACCCUCCAGGCCACCGUGGACCCCCGGGGCUGCCUCUGGAACGUGGAGAUCCAACCCCCCGGCACCAAAUUCCGAGACUCCGCCCUUUUCCGCAGGCUCGGGGGGAGGGGGGGGGCGGGGCAGGGGUCAUCAAGG